AUGAGUUUACUAAGUUGGAAUUGCCGAGGGCUUGGGAACCCGAGGGUGGUUCAAUUCCUUAAGGAAAUUGUUUUCCAAAAGAGACCCACAAUUAUUUUUCUUUGUGAGACUAUUUGUAAAAGUGACAGAGUUAAUUAUGUUAAAAGAUUGUUGGGCUUUGAGGGUUGUUAUGUGGUGGAGGCCCGUGGUCAUAGUGGUGGGCUUGCUAUGUUAUGGAAGAAAGAAGAUGAAGGAAAGUUGCUAAGCUUUAGCAAUAACCAUAUUGAUUUGGAGGUGAAAAUGGAUGGUUUUCCUACAUUUCGAGCUACAGGUUUUUAUGGUGAGCCUCAAAGAAGCUUGCGAGGUAACUCGUGGAGAUUAAUCAGAGAUCUUUUAGGUGAGUCAACUCUUCCUUGGUGCUUGUUUGGUGAUUUAAAUAACACGCUAAACCAUGGUGAUAAAAGGGGAGGGAGACCAUAUCCGAACUGGCUCCUCACGGGCUUUCAAGAUGUGGUUACUGAGUGUCAUCUUAUUGACAUGGAUUUGAGGGGAUAUCCGUUCACUUGGGAGAAAGGGAAGGGUACUGAAAAUUGGGUUGAAGUUCGACUGGAUCGGGCUUUAAUUUCUCAAGAAUGGCAAGGGUUGUUUCCUUCGGCUUCACUACAUAAUUUGGAGGUCUCGGUUUCGGAUCAUUGUCCUAUUUGGAUUGAUCUUGCUGUAAGUAAACAUGUCCCAACUCAAAAGAAGUUCCGGUUCGAAAAUGCAUGGUCUCGAGAGCCUAUGUGUCGUAUGAUUGUUCAAACUAAUUGGGAUAUGGAGCCGCUUGAGUCUUUGGAUAAGAAAUUGAAUUCUUGCAGCACGGCUCUUGGUGCUUGGGGAAAAGAUAUCACGGGCAACUUCAAUUACAAGAUCAACCGGUGUAAUAAAAUUCUCAAGAGACUAAAGGGUAGAAGAGAUUCAGAGUCCAUUUCAACGUACAAAGAGACACAAGCUCAACUCUUUGAAGUCCUCUCUAAGAAGGAAGUUUAUUGGAGGCAAAGGUCGAAACAGUUGUGGCUACAAGCUGGAGAUCAAAACACCAAAUAUUUUCACUCAUGUGCAAGUAAUAGGAAGCGUACCAAUCAAAUUGUGUGCUUAAAGAAUGAUGAUGGCACUUGGGUCGAUUGGGAUAGUGGUCUUCGAGAUGUGAUGGCAAAGUACUACAUGGAGCUGUUUUCUACUUCAAAUCCGAAUUGGCAGCGUGUCAUUGAUUGUGUUCAUGGUAUUGUUUCGGAAGACCAGAACAGGGAUAUGUUACUUCCUGUGGAGGAGCAUGAAGUGAGGAAAGCCCUUUUUCAAAUGCAUCCAGAUAAAUCUCCAGGUCCGGAUGGUUUCAAUCCCGGGUUUUACCAGAAGCAUUGGGAUAUUGUGGGAAAGGAUGUCACAAGUAUGGUCCAACACUUCUUCAGUGUCGGUGAGUUUCCUGAUCACUUAAUCCAUACUAAUAUUGUUUUAAUCCCGAAAAAGACUCACCCUGAAAGCAUGAGUGAUUUGCGUCCUAUUGCUUUAUGUAAUGUUCUCUAUAAGAUUGCGUCAAAAGUUUUGGCAAAUAGAUUGAAGGGAUGUCUCCCAAGUGUUAUUUCUGAGACUCAGAGCGCUUUCUUACCAGGACGCCUUAUUACUGACAAUAUUUUGGUUUCGUAUGAGAUUAUGCAUUAUCUUAAGCGAAAGCAAAAAGGUAAGCAAGGUUUCAUGGCUUUGAAAUUGGACAUGAGCAAGGCGUAUGAUAGGAUUGAGUGGGGUUUUUUGGAAGCUAUGUUGAGAAAGUUGGGAUUUCAGGAACAUUGUAUUCAGCUUCUUUUGACUUGUGUCCGCUCAGUUUCUUAUAAGUUUGUUGCUGGGGGACAAGAGGUAGGGCCGAUUGUACCUACUAGAGGGCUGAGACAAGGUGAUCCUUUGUCACCUUAUCUCUUCAUCUUGUGUGCUGAAGGUUUCUCGGCAUUGUUGAAUGAUUAUGAGAGAAGAGGCAGAAUCCGAGGCUGUAGAGUUGCAAGGGGGGCUCCUUUGGUGUCUCAUAUGUUAUUUGCAGACGAUAGUUAUAUCUAUUGUCAAGCGACAGAGGAGGGUGCUAGAAAUGUGAUGGAACUCUUACAAUGUUUUCAAGAAGCCUCGGGUCAGCAAGUCAAUUAUCAGAAGUCCACUAUUUUCUUCAGUCCAAAUACAACCCCGAAUGUCAAGGAUACAAUUUGUUCUUUGAUGGGAAUCGCUGAAGCUGGGGAGAAUAGUUUUUAUUUGGGCCUUCCAAACACUUUGGGCCGCAACAAGACUUCAUUGCUUGGUUUCUUGAAGGAUAAAAUGAGAAAAAGAAUUCAAAGUUGGGAAGGAAAAUUUUUGUCUAAAGCUGGAAAAGAGUUACUAAUUAAAAGUGUGGCUCAAUCCUUACCAAGCUAUGCCAUGAAUGUUUUCCUUUUACCUGUGGAAACUUGUCAGGAAAUGGAGCAACUAAUGUGCAAAUUCUGGUGGCAAGCUUCAACAAGGAAUAAUAAAGGGAUACAUUGGAAGAGUUGGGAGAAGUUAACAGUUUAUAAGUCUAAGGGCGGAAUGGGCUUUAGGAACCUGCGAGAUUUUAACUUGAGCCUUUUAAGCAAACAAGGUUGGCGUUUGUUAAGUCAGCCUGAUUCCUUGGUGAGCCGCAUUUUCAAAGCCCGUUAUUACAGAAGUGGUAGCUUUCUAUCUGCUGAUUUGGGGUGUAAUCCGAGCUUUGUGUGGCGUAGCAUUAUGGAAGCUCAGGAGAUGGUUCGAAGUGGGGUCAGGUGUCGUAUUGGGGAUGGUUCAACUGUUAACAUUCUAUUGGACCCGUGGCUGCCUGACCAAGGCGAUCCGAGAGUCUCCUCCUCUCAUCCGGCGUUAGUAAAUCAAACUGUAAAUGUGUUAAUGACUACUGAAGAUGUUGCCUGGGAUGUCGACUUGGUUCGUGAUUUGUUUAAUGACAGGGACGCUAAUUUAAUCCUUAGUAUUCCCUUAUCUUUAAGUCGAAGAGCUGAUGAAUGGUUUUGGUGUUGGGAAAAAACUGGGCAUUUUUCAGUUAAAUCAACAUAUAAGCAGUUACAAUUGUCUAAGGAUGGGGUGUCUCAACAGAGUAAUUCUGCUAUUUGGAAGGGUAUUUGGAAGUUGCAUGUUCCUCCUAAAGUCAAAGAUCUAGUUUGGCGUGCGGCUUCGGAUUGUCUUCCUACCAAAACUCGGUUGCGGUCUAAACAUGUUCAAGUUGAUCAUAGCUGUCCAAGAUGUGUGCUUCAUGCUGAAACUCCUUACCACUGUUUGGUGGAGUGUCCGUUCGCUAAUAGUUGCUGGGAGCUUGCUGGUUUGAGGAAAACUACCCCAGCCGUGACCUCAUUUGCAGGUUGGUUGGAAGCCAUGUUCCUGCAGCUAGAUAAAGAUCAAUUAGCGGAUGUUGCAGUGUUGUGUUGGGCUGUUUGGAAGACCAGGAAUGAUCUGGUGUGGUCAGACACGGUAACGACAGCAGCUGCUGUUGUAUUUCUGGCCAAGAAUACUCUCUCCAACUGGUGCAAUGCUCAAGACCGAAUGCUGGUGCCUACAGCAGCUUAUCUCACAGGAAAAGAUGGGCAUUCGGCUUGGUCCAGGCCUGGUGCAAACACAAUUAAAGUCAAUAUUGAUGCUGCAAUUUUUGACAGCAAUGGCACUUAUAGCUUUGUUUGUGUGGCUAGAGAUGCAAAUGGUCACUUUGUUGAGGCUAUUACAAGGUGUCGGGCAGGGAUUGUAACUCCUGAAUUGGCGGAGGCAAUGGGGGUUCGGGAGGCCUUAAGUUGGAUAAAACAACGAGAUUGGCAAGAGGCGGUUGUUGAAACGGAUUGUUUAUCUGUGGUUCAAGCAAUUAGGAGUGAUCUUCCUUUAUUGUCAUAUUUUGGGAGUAUUGUUUCUGAUUGUAAAAUGUUUUUAGAACAAUUGAGGGGUGUUUCUGUUAUUUUUAUUAGACGGUCUGCAAAUAGAGUUGCUCAUGCGUUAGCUCGAGCUUCCUAUUUUGUCGCUGAUCGUACUCUUUUGAGCAAUGAGGUGUCUACCGAUUUGCUUCUUGUAAUCAUGAAUGAUUGCGUUUAA
Molecule: messenger RNA, 4074 nt
Organism: Cannabis sativa
Lineage: Eukaryota; Viridiplantae; Streptophyta; Magnoliopsida; Rosales; Cannabaceae
Exons: 1
Coding region: 1-4074 (1357 amino acids)
Molecular function (GO): nucleic acid binding; RNA-DNA hybrid ribonuclease activity
Source: RefSeq, a predicted model, not a curated record